Cyclospora cayetanensis is the source of this 732-nucleotide messenger RNA. RefSeq names its product ras-related protein RABF1. The transcript is spliced from 9 exons. Gene Ontology annotation, molecular function: GTP binding; GTPase activity. Bases 1 to 732 code for a protein of 243 amino acids. Lineage: Eukaryota; Apicomplexa; Conoidasida; Eucoccidiorida; Eimeriidae. The record is from RefSeq and is a predicted model, not a curated record.
AUGGGCUGUGGCUUCAGCUCUGCGCACUCUGCGCAGGGCGACCCGCAACUGAAGGUCCAAAAUGCCACCCAAGGGACUUCCUCAUCACGUCUGAGUUUGGAAGGAAAGAUCGUGCUGCUUGGAGACAGCGGCGUAGGGAAGAGCAGUUUAGCCCUGCGCUUCUGCAGAGGCCGCUUUCCACUUUACCACGAAGUGACGAUUGGUGCCGCCUUCCUUCAACAAACUGUUAGGCUUGACCAGGGCAAUCAGCUGAAGCUGCAUAUCUGGGAUACAGGAGGCCAGGAACGCUUCCGCGCAAUGGCACCCCUCUACUACCGAGACGCUGCUGGAGCUGUUGUGGUCUAUGACAUCACGGCGCCCUCCUCCCUGGAGGCCGUCAAAUUUUGGACAAAGGAACUGCGGCAGCAUCUUGACUACUGCAGUAUCACUGUGGCAGCUAAUAAGUACGACUUGCUGGAGGUUUCCGCUGAGGGAGGGCUCGAGGAGCAGCAGCAGCACCACGAGCCAACGACUCUUCCUGCUGCUGCCGCCGUCGAAAAUGAACAGGACCGGAAUGACUUAGUUGAGAUCAUGCGAGGGGUUGAGGAAGUCAAGAAGUACUGCUCUGCUAACCGCUUCGAGUUUAUUGAAUGUUCUGCAAAGACGGGGCAGAACGUCAAUCGGCUAUUUGAGGACUUGGCCCGCAAUGUCUUUGCACACCUGAAAGACGCUGCCGCUGUAGUAGACCUGUGA